Messenger RNA from Linum trigynum, 405 nucleotides. The record is from the annotation of a GenBank genome assembly. NCBI's taxonomy places the organism in Eukaryota, Viridiplantae, Streptophyta, Magnoliopsida, Malpighiales, Linaceae.
AUGAAUCCAGCAGCACAAGAGGUGCUCGUAUCCAGGCAGAACGAAGGGAGCCAAUUCCGCCGACAAACUCCUGCUUCCCGAACAAAAACGAAACCUACACACACAGAGGCGCAAAAGCGAAGUCAGCGAAACCAGCGAAGUUCCCGGGUGAACAGACCAAACUACAGGGUCGAAGCGAAGAGUACAGUUGUUGCAGCUACCGACCAACGCCACCUCCCAGAGGAAGAAACGGAGUCAACUGUCCUGAUUCUAGAGAGCAAGCUGCGUUCUCAACCAGCCUGUACCUUGGUCUCUACUGAUCUUUUUGUGCGCCACCAGCCACUCAACCGAAGCUCGGAUCGCCUUCAGGAAAACAACUUUGGUGUUGCUGCUGGUAUCUUGAAAUAUCCGAUUGUUUCUCACUAA